AUGUCAUCAAAAAACUCAAGAACAGGCGGAGCUCCUUAUAUUCAAAAAAUUAAACUAUGCAACAACAAUAACAAAAAAACUAGGAGAAAGCCUUUGAAAUUAUGCUCUGAUUGUAAAGAGACAAAAGCUUGUGUUAGCUUAAUUUCAAGUAAAGUAAAUCGAAUUGAAGAAAUCAUUAAUAAUUAUCAUAAAAAUCCAAAAAAAAAGAUCGAACAAAUUUCUAAAUUUAAUACUAAAUUUACUUUAAAUAACGUACCCUGUGAGUUGGAAUAUGAUUUAUCAAAUUUCACGUUAGAAAAUUUGCAAAAAUUGGCAAUUUUCACGACUCAAAAUUACGGUAAUAAUAAUAGUUAUAAUGUUUCCAAACAUUCCUAUUAA
This is a messenger RNA of Rhizophagus irregularis DAOM 181602=DAOM 197198, 378 nucleotides long. RefSeq lists its product as uncharacterized. The record is from RefSeq and is a predicted model, not a curated record. NCBI's taxonomy places the organism in Eukaryota, Fungi, Glomeromycota, Glomeromycetes, Glomerales, Glomeraceae.